UUUUCAUCUACAAUGACAUAUUAAAUACGGUCUAUCCAGCUGUGAAUUUAUAAAAAUUGCGUCUUAUUUCAUUGAAAAUUAAUUAAAUCAAUCAUCAAAGUUUCAAAGUUUGCUUGAAUUUCAAGAAGAAGUACUCAGGAAAUAUAAAAUGGCUUACGCUUACUUGUUUAAAUACAUCAUCAUUGGAGACACAGGUGUGGGCAAGUCUUGCCUAUUGCUGCAGUUUACAGACAAGAGAUUCCAGCCUGUCCAUGAUUUGACUAUUGGCGUUGAAUUUGGUGCUCGCAUGAUCACAAUUGAUGGCAAGCAAAUCAAACUGCAAAUAUGGGAUACAGCUGGCCAAGAAGCUUUCAGAUCAAUCACCAGAUCAUACUACAGAGGUGCGGCAGGCGCUCUACUAGUGUAUGACAUUACACGAAGGGACACCUUCAAUCAUCUCACCACCUGGCUCGAAGAUGCACGUCAACAUUCCAACUCCAAUAUGGUGAUCAUGCUUAUUGGAAAUAAAAGUGACCUCGAAUCGCGACGCGAAGUAAAGAAGGAAGAGGGCGAAGCGUUCGCCCGUGAACAUGGACUCGUGUUCAUGGAAACGUCGGCCAAGACUGCCGCUAACGUGGAGGAGGCGUUCAUCAACACAGCCAAAGAGAUCUAUGAGAAAAUACAGGAAGGUGUCUUUGAUAUCAACAAUGAAGCGAACGGCAUCAAGAUAGGCCCACAGCACUCGACGGCGGGCGGCGCCGGGGCGGGGGGCGCGGGCGCGGGCGGCGCGGCCGGCGGCGGCUGCUGUUAGGUGCUGCGCUGCACACACUGAGAGGGCUCACGAGGAAAGGUGCAGCUGUGUGCAACGAAAUCGGAUAUGGAACUUACUGCAUGCCGGAUUAUACAAUUAUUUUAUAUGCUACAAUAGGUUGCGUCUCUACUGUACCUAGUGCGGGCUCUGGUAAGCCUAUAUCUAGUGUUUUAUGUAAAAAUAUUCUACAGGUAUUAUUAUAAAUACCUAUUAAGAAGUAUAGAUAUGUUUGUAUGUACAAUAAUUUAUUAACCUUCCAGUGAUAUUUUAUUGUAUGUACGGGAUAUGGAAGAUGACAAGCAGUUUACUGCUUAUUAUAAUGGUUUUGUACAAUAGUCAAUACUUAUAGCAUAGGAAUGUUUCCAAAAAUGAAUUAUCUUGUCAAUGUCUAAAAUUUAGGACACACAAUAAUGGUACAUAUUAUGAGUAAGAAAAUGUUAUAAUCUUCCUCUGAUGUGUUUCUUUGCCUAUGCUCUAGUAUUACUGUUUCUAUUGACUAACAACUGAACUGCUGACUAUCUGAUAUGGUCAAUACCUGCUUGAUGGGAAAUUCACUAACUACAAUUCUACUGAAAAACUAAUUUAUCGAAGAUAAGAAGCAUCUAUGAUUUAGUGUGAAUUUCCAUAAAGAAACAUCUGAAUUCUGAACAUUCAAUAUUAUGGCCAUUAUGAUAAGCAGGUCGAUUUCUAAUAAUUCUUUUACAACUAUAACAAAAAAAAAACUAGUAUCCUUAUUUGUUAAGUGUGGCAGUAAAGUUAACUUCUCAUAUUCUUCAAUCGUUAGAAAUAAGAUCCAUUCAUAUUCUUACUAACUAUUAUAAUUACUAAGGAGGCAACUUGCGAUUGGACCAGGUGGAAAAUGUAUUGUAGUUUGUAUAUGUUCGAUGUUUCAUUGAAAGCUUUUAUGUAUAUUGAAUACUUUCAUGUUAUUCAUUUUGUGCAAUGACGCAUUUAUAUGAAGAAGGAAUGUUCAACUUGAUAAAUUUCUAUUCAAUUAAUCUAAACUUCUUCACUUUCAAAAUGCAACUGAUUAUUCAGAAUUGUAAUUUCUUCAUAUUAUUAUGCUAUUCUUAAAAGAUUUUUAUAAGUUUUAAUAAUAUAUAACAGAGUUAAACGGAGGAUAUCAACUUAUUUGUUUGGACAUAGAGAAAUAUUUAUUUAUUAUCUGUACAAAUAAGUUUCUUACUUCCUAGCAAAUUUUAUUUUAGAUAUACUUUAUUUUCAAGUUAGGUUUUAUUUUUACAUGCAACUAUUGAUAAUUGAUUUAAUAUUACCCGAGAACAAGUUUUACAAUAUCAAAGACUUAGAAUAUCUCAAUUCUAAACGUUUAAAUAAUGAUUUAAAAACAAUUAUAGCACAAGAAAUUGUUGUUAAUGUCAAUAUCUUGUAAGGACUAACAUUGUAUUAAAAGGACUGCUUGCAUAGUAAUUGAAGACAUGAAAAUUAUGUUAUUUUUAAGUUUAGCACAUUAUAAUGAUGUAGUAAUAUUUUAUAAGGUUACAAUGUGCGACAUAUUUGUAAAGCAUAAUUCAUGAAAUAAAUGUUGAAAAUGUA
This is a messenger RNA of Colias croceus (clouded yellow), 2344 nucleotides long. It is a transcript of the gene Rab2, whose product is annotated as ras-related protein Rab-2A. NCBI's taxonomy places the organism in Eukaryota, Metazoa, Arthropoda, Insecta, Lepidoptera, Pieridae. The record is from RefSeq and is a predicted model, not a curated record. Gene Ontology annotation, cellular component: Golgi apparatus. The coding region runs from base 149 to 790 and encodes 213 amino acids. The transcript has 6 exons. Gene Ontology annotation, molecular function: GTP binding; GTPase activity.